CUAUGUAGACAGAAAAUCUGGCCGGCGUGCGCCGUGCAUCCAUCCAAUCGAUCGCCAAUGGGAACAUCAACUAGCGAGCAAGGAGGGAGAGAUCGCGAAGAGGAGACGGAACAGCAGGACGACCUGACGCGGCUGCUACCGGCGGACGUGCUCCGCCGCCUCCCCGCGCCGCGGGCUCGCCGUCUCCCGGUGCGUGUGCGCGGCGUGGCGUGACACCGUCGAUGCCCGCCGGCUCAUGCUCCCGCGCCUCCUGCCGCACUCGCUGGGCGGCAUCUUCCUCCGCUUCUGCGGCUUCUUCUACACCCUGCAGCUCCUCGCCCGCCCCGCGGCCGACGACGACGGCCCCAGGAUCCCCGGCGGCGGCCUCGGCCACUUGCCGGACACCGUGCCGUACGACUUAUUCCCGUACGGCGGCAGCUUCGACCACUGCAACGGCCUGCUCCUGCUCGACGAUGCCGUGGUCAACCCCGCCACGGGGAAGUGGGCCGCGUUGCCGCCACGCCCUCCUCUGUCGACGGAAUCAGCAGAUGAGUUCUACACGGGCAAGUACCUGGUGUUUGACCCGGCGGCGUCGACGCACUUCGAGGUGGUCUCGAUCGAUCGCUUGUUGUACAUGCCUGAUCAGACUGCUAUUCAGGCGUCGGAAUGGCCACCAUCGCCGUGCACCAUGCUUGUCUUCUCGUCAAGGACUUGGCAGUGGGAGGAGAGGUCUUUCCUCCGGGAAGGAGAGGCUGCGGGGACGCUCGAUGACGUAUUUUGCCGAUGAUUUUGUAUUUUGCAGAAUAUCUUUUUCUAACAACAAGUGCCGGGUGAUCAAACCGCCAAUUGGCACCGAA
Panicum hallii is the source of this 836-nucleotide messenger RNA. RefSeq lists its product as uncharacterized. Bases 236 to 766 code for a protein of 176 amino acids. The record is from RefSeq and is a predicted model, not a curated record. The transcript has a single exon. Lineage: Eukaryota; Viridiplantae; Streptophyta; Magnoliopsida; Poales; Poaceae.